AGAGUAGAAAUUAAAAAGUGCCAACACUGUAGUGUCGUCCCGUUUUUCUUAGAUUGAUUUGAAAGGACGGCAAAUUUAAAAAAUGUAGGCGCGAAGAGUUGACUUCCGAUAGAAAAUUUCAACGUCGCGCCUUUUUCUACUGACAAGUCGGGUGUGUUGUUUUAUAAUGUAGAGAGGCCUUACCAAUCAACAGUUGUAAAACUUGGGAGGCGCAAGGUGCACGUGUGAACAGUGUUCGUGUGUUUAUGUGAUACAUUUCUCAUUAUCAUAGUGUAUGUGGCACUGUUAACUAAUGAUGGAGAUAAAAGCAGAAAAACCGGUAUCUAGUGCACGUUAUGAAAUCAUCGUACGCAGCGCUCGUUCAGACGAUGUAUCUGACAUCUACGACAUUAUUAAACUGGAAAUUCCCGAUGACAAUUUUCCUCCUCUUAAACAUUUCUCCAGAGACGGGUUCGAGACAUCCCCGCCAUGGUUUCACGUGUUAGUCGCAGAGAGAGACGGCAAGAUCGUCGGUUGCGCACUGUACUACCGCAUUUAUUGGCCGCGGCCCUCACCGCCGGGGCGAGCGCUACUGCUGCGUAUGUUGUGCGUGCGUAAGAGUGCGCGACGGUGCGGCGUGGGUACCAAACUCUUUCUAGGGCUUUGCCGGCGGCCCUCGCCGCCGGGGCGAGCGCUACUGCUGCGUAUGUUGUGCGUGCGUAAGAGUGCGCGACGGUGCGGCGUGGGUACCAAACUCUUUCUAGGGCUUUGCCGGCGGCCCUCGCCGCCGGGGCGAGCGCUACUGCUGCGUAUGUUGUGCGUGCGUAAGAGUGCGCGACGGUGCGGCGUGGGUACCAAACUCUUUCUAGGGCUUUGCCGGUGUGGAGCACUGUACUACCGCAUUUAUUGGCCGCGGCCCUCGCCGCCGGGGCGAGCGCUACUGCUGCGUAUGUUGUGCGUGCGUAAGAGUGCGCGACGGUGCGGCGUGGGUACCAAACUCUUUCUAGGGCUUUGCCGGGUGGCACUCAAAGAAAACGCGCAGCUGAACUGGACGAAACCCGCAAGCGAUCCUGCAGCUGCUUUCUUCGCGCAGUUCAAACCUGACAUCAGUGAUGACUUGAACGGGACCUACAUCAUGCGCAUAAGUCCCAAGUCUGUUCGUGAAAUUGCCGCAAGCAAAAUGCGCAUGAGUAAAGAUAUUUCAAUUCUUAUGGCGCGGCAAGAGGAUAUGGCAGAGUUAAGCAUGAUGAUACGAGAAAUAUCAGAAAUACGAGAAACUUUGUACGGUCGACAUCUUAAUGAAAAAGAUUUCAUAGAAGACGGUUUCACCAGCUCCCCGCCAUGGUUCUUUGCGCUCAUAGCAUGGCGAGCGGGUAUUGCAGUGGGCACAGCCGUUGGCACCAGGUUGUACAACUGGGAGCGGAGCCUCGACAUGCAGAGCUUGUACGUACGGCCUGAGGCACGGCGCUGUGGCUUGGCUAAGCAGCUUAUUGUGGAAUUUUGUCGUAAAGCCGAGGAAGACGGCAUCGAUCACGUAGACUUCCACACACACCCUGUGAACACAGAAGCGUUGGCACUGUACGGCAGCUUUGGCGCUAAAAAGCUCUCUGACGACCACGGGUCUUUUCGUCUCGAAGUCGAUAAGAUUGAGAAAAUUUUAGCAGAAAAAUAAACUUCAUCCGAAUUU
Cydia strobilella is the source of this 1666-nucleotide messenger RNA. RefSeq lists its product as uncharacterized. Bases 293 to 1651 code for a protein of 452 amino acids. Gene Ontology annotation, molecular function: N-acetyltransferase activity. NCBI's taxonomy places the organism in Eukaryota, Metazoa, Arthropoda, Insecta, Lepidoptera, Tortricidae. The transcript has 11 exons. The record is from RefSeq and is a predicted model, not a curated record.